Messenger RNA from Pseudoliparis swirei, 959 nucleotides. RefSeq names its product FSHD region gene 1 (gene frg1). The coding region runs from base 49 to 816 and encodes 255 amino acids. The transcript is spliced from 9 exons. Gene Ontology annotation, cellular component: nucleolus; catalytic step 2 spliceosome; striated muscle dense body. Lineage: Eukaryota; Metazoa; Chordata; Actinopteri; Perciformes; Liparidae. The record is from RefSeq and is a predicted model, not a curated record. Gene Ontology annotation, molecular function: actin filament binding.
CUGAACGUACAGUAGCAGUGCUAACCACUAGCUUAGCUCGGUCAAACAAUGGCUGAGUAUUCCCACGUGAAAUCAACCAAACUGGUUUUGAAAGGUCUUAACAAAGGGAAAAAGAGGAAGCAUAAAGAUAAGAAGAAAAAGGCAGGAGAGGAUGAAGAAAAAGCUGAUGUUAUUGGUGGUUGGUGGUCUGUCAACAACUUUGGGGACAUCUCCGGAAGUGUUGCCAUAGAGAUGCAGAACAACGCUUACAUCCAUGCCGUGGAUAAUGGCCUAUUCACACUCGGUGCGCCGCACAAAGAUGACGAAGGACCCGACCCCCCGGAGCAGUUUAUUGCCGUCAAGCUCUCAGACACGAGGAUAGCCUUGAAGUCUGGAUACGGCAAGUACCUGGGUAUCAACUCCGAUGGCCUGGUAGUCGGCCGCUCUGAUGCCAUCGGCGCCAGAGAACAAUGGGAAACGGUCUUCGAGAACGGCAAAAUGGCUCUCAUGGCGGCAAAUAGUUGUUUCAUCUGCUACAGUGACAACGGGGACAUCGUGGCCAAGAGCAAGACGGCAGGGGAUGACGAGAUGCUGAAGAUCAGAUCGAGUGCGGAACAAGAGGUCAAGCGUAAAGAUGACAUCGUAGAAGAAGACAGGGGCAACGUGAAGUCUUGCGAGGUCAACUAUGUGAAGAAGUUUCAGAGUUUUCAAGAUCGGCGGCUUCUUGUUAAUGAGGGAGACUCCUCCACGCUGAAGAGGGCCAGAACAGACGGGAAGUUUCAUGAAACUUUGCUUGACAGGAGAAGCAAAAUGAAAGCAGACCGGUACUGCAAGUGAAGACUCAACUUUGUCGGUCACUGCGAUGUCUUUUGUAAAUAUCUUUGAUCAAGAUUUGGCCAUUUGAUCGGACAUUUAAUGUACCCUGCUUUUUUGUUGUUUUGUUUUUAAUAUCUUUGAAUAAAAUGACACGGUCAAAUCAG